UUGAAGAUUUGUUUUUUUUUGGUGUUGCUUCCUUUUCGCAAUUAUCUUACAAAAAGAAGGAUUAUUUGUUUCCACCACAUGCAGCCGUUUUGCUACGAGUUUUAAAACACUUGGACGGUUAACAGUGAGUGAGGAAGAGAAGACAACAAGAGCGACAAACAUGCGUUUAAUCCACAACAUGACGACCAUCGCGGAGUGCGCGACGCCGGACUACUCGCUACCAAACCGGGCUAUGAAAAUAGCCGUGAUAGGGGGAGGCGGCGUGGGCAAAACCGCGCUCGUUGUUCGCUUUCUGACGAGGAGAUUCAUUGGAGACUACGAGAGGAAUGCUGGCAACCUGUAUUCGAGAGAGGUCCAGGUGGACGGCGAGCAAGUCAGCCUCCAGGUUCAGGACACGCCCGGUGUAGAGAUGAGCGACAACGGCGCAGUCCUCCCCGACCACGUGUCGUGCUCCCUGCAGUGGGCCGACGCAGUGGUGCUGGUGUACUCCGUCACGGAUCGCCGCAGCUUCGACCUGGUGUCGCAGUUGCAUCAACGCGUGACACGGUGCGGUAAUAGCAGCGGCGGGCCCCCUGUGGUCCUGUUGGCCAACAAGGCGGACCUGGUCCACCUGCGCCGCGUGGACCCCCAGCAGGGCCCCCUGCUGGCCACCACGCUGGGCUGCGCCUUCUACGAGGUGUCGGCCAGCGAGGACUACAGCCGGGUGCACGACGCCUUCCACCGGCUGUGCUGUCAGCUGGCCAAGCAGCGGCCCCCCCAGUCGGCGCCGCCCGCGCCCGCCGAGAAACGGCGGCCCAAGUCGCCCAACAUGCAGGACCUGAAGAGGCGCUUCAAGCAGGCGCUCUCCGCCAAGGUCCGGACAGUCACCUCUGUGUGAGGCCUUCCGCUUUGCAGUGGGAUUAGUUUUUUUUUGGGGGGGUUUCCGAGAAGCUGCUUCUCAAGUGACGUCCUGAAUGAGGAAGCCGGCGACGAUUGUGAGGCGCUCUUCUCGUUUUGCCUGUCGAAAGGCAGCAGGCGUUCCUCCAGACUGCUCCGCCACCACACACACGAGGCGGGACACAAAUGGCGGCGGGGUGUAGCAUGGCAGCGUUGUUAUCACUGAUGCACUUUAAACACUGUGGGGCCCAAGGGCCUGUUGUUGUUGUUGUUGUUGGUGGUAUUUAUUUGUCAACGGUUCACAAGGUUUGUGUUCACAAUAA
Messenger RNA from Phycodurus eques (leafy seadragon), 1199 nucleotides. RefSeq names its product RAS-like, family 11, member B (gene rasl11b). Bases 161 to 877 code for a protein of 238 amino acids. The transcript has 4 exons. Gene Ontology annotation, molecular function: GTP binding; GTPase activity. The record is from RefSeq and is a predicted model, not a curated record. NCBI's taxonomy places the organism in Eukaryota, Metazoa, Chordata, Actinopteri, Syngnathiformes, Syngnathidae.